AUGCCGCCGUUGCUCCGCCGUCCCGACCUCCGCAUCCUCCUCCUCCUCCUUCUCCUCCUCCUCGCCCUGCUGCUGCCCCGGCCGGUCCCGGCCCGCCGCCCCGCGGCCCCGCGCCCCGCCGCCUCUCUGCUCCAGGCUCUCGGGCUGCACGACUCGCCCCGGGGCGCCCCAAAGUCCCGGUCCGUGCCCCCCAUCAUGUGGCGCCUGUUUCGUCGCCGGGACCCCCAGGAGGCCGGGCUCAGCUCACGACGGACGCCCCCGGGGGCCACCGCACGACCGUGUCGCGUGGAGGAGCUGGGGGUCGCCGGGAACAUCGUGCGCCACGUCCCGGGCCGCGGUGCCCGCGCCCGGACCGCGGAGCCCUCGGCGCCAGAGCGGUGUCCGACGUGGACUCUCCUCUUCGACCUGUCGUCUGUGGAGCCGGCCGAGCUCCCGAGCAGAGCCCGCCUGGAGCUGCGCUUCGCGGGGGAGGGAGCGGCGGCGGAGACGGACGGCGGCUGGGAGCUGAGCGUGGCGCAGGCCGGGGACGUGGGCGCGGGCCCGGCGCCGCUCCGCCAGGCCGUGGCCUCCCUGCGGGCACCGGUGCGCGCCGAGCUGCUGGGCGCCGCCUGGGCCCACAACGCCUCGGUGCCGCGCAGCCUCCGCCUGGUGCUGGCGCUGCGCCCCCAGGCCGCGGGCCCCUGCGGGCACCUGGCUGAGGCCUCGCUGUUGUUGGUGACCCUGGACCCGCGCCUGUGCCACCCUUUAGCCCGGCCGCGGCGCGAGGCCCAGCCCUCAGCGGGUGGCAGCCACGGCGGCUCCUGUCGCGCCAGGCGGCUCUACGUAAGCUUCCGCGAGGUGGGCUGGCAUCACUGGGUCAUCGCGCCGCGCGGCUUCCUGGCCAACUACUGCCAGGGCCAGUGCUCGCUGCCCGCCACGCUGCCCGGGCCCGGGGGGCCGCCCGUGCUCAACCACGCCGUGCUGCGCGCGCUCAUGCACUCGGCAGCCCCCGGGCCCGCCGGCCUGCCCUGCUGUGUUCCCGCGCGCCUGUCACCCAUCUCCGUGCUCUUCUUCGACAACAGCGACAACGUGGUGCUGCGGCACUACGAGGACAUGGUGGUGGAUGAGUGCGGCUGCCGCUGA
Molecule: messenger RNA, 1122 nt
Organism: Pipistrellus nathusii (Nathusius's pipistrelle)
Lineage: Eukaryota; Metazoa; Chordata; Mammalia; Chiroptera; Vespertilionidae
Source: the annotation of a GenBank genome assembly